AUGGCUGGACUUUCUCUCUAUGACAAACCCUCAAAUUCUCAAAGCUCUCAGCCUCUUGAUCUCGAGCAAUCUACUAAAUUAAUAGAGCUCUUUCAAUCUACUCUACAACAAAACAAAAUUCACAUUGCAUAUGAGGUCCGAGCUGCUGUUUUCGAAGAUCUUUCUUGCUCCUUUUCACAACAAUUAAUUGCGGGCAUAGAAGAACUUCACCGCUCUAUCGGGGUGGCUUUUGAUAAUCUUGAACAAAAAUUAACUCUCCUUUUAUUAAAAAAAUAAAAAAAAAUUAUUUUAGUUAAAAUUCAGCUUAAGACUUAUUUUUAAUAAUUAAAUGAUUAAGUGACCGAAUUUUCUCAUUAGAAACAAAACUUAUAAAAUUAGAAAAUGAUUCACAAUGUAUAAGUAGUAAUCAGCAAAAAAUAGAUGAAAAAGUAUGCAGCAAUCAAGAAAAAAUUAAAGAACUCCAAAUAAAAAACACCGGCAUUGAACAAUUUGUCUGAAAUGUCUCAGAGGAUACAAAAAAGAUGGAUAAUUUAUUAAGGAAAUUUUAUGAUCACCUUUUAGAAAUCAACGGUGAGUUAGCUGCAAUUAAAGCAAGCCUAGACAGCAGCUCCUGAAAACCCAUAGAAAGGCCUUAUGAUAUGUCAAAAAAUAUCGAAAUCCUCAAAACAGACAUCACUGACAAAAUCAUUGACGAAAAAUCACAAAAUAUCGAAUUUUAUAGAGAAUUGAAGCUCGGGAUCAACGAGUUAAAAGAAAAUGUACAAUAUUUAGGAGAAAAUCAUAAUAAGCAUAAGCUUUCCCUAGAAAAGUUUGGAGACUGAUGCAAAGGUUUGCAGAGCUCGAUAAUGCAAUUCGAAUGCAGGAUUGCUAAGCUGGAUGGAGAAAUGAGAAUUAUAAGACAAAAAGAAGAGAAACUAGAAGACUCAGAAAAAAAGAAUGAAGAAGUGAGAAAACUGAUUCAUCUUAAUGAGAGAAUUUUUACUAAUAGAGUUUACUAA
Blepharisma stoltei is the source of this 998-nucleotide messenger RNA. The record is from the annotation of a GenBank genome assembly. NCBI's taxonomy places the organism in Eukaryota, Ciliophora, Heterotrichea, Heterotrichida, Blepharismidae.